UUGCUCUUCGCGGAGCCUGUGAGAGAAGUAAAGCACGCCUCCCGGGAAGAGGUAGCGCUUCAGUCUACGAGAGCUAUGGAAGGAAUAGGCUAGGUUUAUUAUGUAUAUUCAUUCAAAUUUUCUACAAAAAAUAUUUAUCGAUAUCAUGUUCGACCUUUACGCAAUUAUCUAGAGCUGAAGUUUACAUGUAACAAAUUUAACUGGGCUAAUAUUCGGAGAAAGCUGCAAUGGAUAUAGUUAAUUGAAUGGGAGUCCUGAGAAAGCGACUUCUGAAGCUCUUUGAGCCAGAAUGUAGACUAUUUUCUUCUGAACUGCACAUCAGUGCUUGGUAAUGAUACAGGACGUUUCCGAAUACGCGCCUUUGCAUCCGAAAUCUCAAACCUGCUAUUUCCAUUUCUCAAAGUGACGGACUUUUUAACUCAAAUCCAAAUCCGCGAUUUUGAAGUGGAGGAGCACAUUUUUCAUGUUAAGGGGCUUCCGUGACUACAUUCAGGAUUUCAUUCGAGCGUAAAACCUCUGUAAGUCUCCAUCCUGUUUGUGGCUGGAAGAAACUCUUGUGAUAAUAUAUUCCUCAUCAUUUCUGAUACAUUUAGCUAUUAGUCUGUAAAGGGCAUAGAUUUCACAUUCUUUUGCAAAGUUUUUCUUCAGAAGUAGUUGUGUCAUACCUCUCUCAGAAAUGGCUUUACCAGACAAUUCUAGUGGUGUUCCAGAGGGGCUUCCUUUUCCAGAGAUAAUUGAAUUAAAUGUUGGUGGACAGGUGUACAUAACACGCUAUUCUACCCUCACUAGUGUGCCAGACUCCCGCUUAUGGGAAAUGUUCAGCCAGAAAAGCCCUGCAGGCUUGGCUCGUGACACAAAGGGUCGUUUUUUUGUUGACCGUGAUGGCUUCCUAUUUCGUUACAUAUUGGACUACAUGCGGGACCAGCAGCUUGUCCUACCAGACCACUUCCCUGAGCGAGGGAGACUACAGCGAGAGGCAGAGUUCUUUAAUCUCCCAGAACUUGUCAAGCUGCUGGCCCCAAAGAUCAGCAAGCAGAACUCUCUGGGUGAAGAGGGCUGCCAGAGUGACCCUGAGGACUCAUCGCCCAGCACAGAUGCCACCCAUAGCCUGGCAACCCUGGGUGCGGCAGCUGCUGCCUGCUCCACCCUUGGGUCUGGCGGGGUUGAUGGCAAGCGCUCUGGCUUCAUCACAAUUGGCUACCGAGGCUCCUACACACUGGGCCGUGACAGCCAAACAGAUGCCAAGUUCCGGCGCGUGGCUCGGAUCAUGGUGUGUGGAAAGACCUCCCUUGCCAAGGAGGUCUUCGGCGAAACCCUGAACGAGAGUCGCGACCCUGACCGCCCACCAGAGCGCUACACAUCUAGGUACUACCUGAAGUUUACGUUUCUCGAGCAGGCAUUCGACAAGCUAGCUGAUGCAGGCUUCCAUAUGGUAGCCUGCAAUUCGACGGGGACCUGCGCCUUUGCCCACGACCAGACAGAUGACAAGAUUUGGACCAGCUACACAGAAUACGUGUUCUACCGUGAGUGAGCUCAGAUACCUGCUCCUAUGCGUCCUUCCAGCCUUCCACCUCUCUCCAACAUGGCACCUGUCGCAUUAGCUGUAGAUGCUUCUAAAUCACCACCCCAGAAACCACCAUUUAGACUCUUUCCCUCAAACCCAUGAUGCCUUGUACUUACAACUACCCCCCUCUUCAAGCUACGUACCCUCUUCCAACUGCAAACCUCUCCCAGUUCUUGUGUAACCAUCUCUAGCAUUUCUGGCCUUUGUGAAGUAGUGUUGUACUGUUGAGUUUAUUUAGUGCUGUUGCUGUUCAGCUGUCCAAAGCAGCAAAACGGCCAACUGAAAGGGCUUGGAAGAGCUUUCUGUAUCCAUGACUUCCUGUAUCCAUGACUUCCUGUAUCUUCAAUUUGGCAUCAGACUUGCAUGACAGCAUUCUUCUUAUCUGUCAACCAAAUAGCUGGACUUUUAAAGCUUUCUAGGGUACUGGCCAUCUCUUAAGAAAAACAUAUGUGUUCAGUAAAGUAAAUGUAAAGCAACAUGUUGAAAGGUUUUUUGGGACCAAACCAUUGGGAAACCAGCAAGCUGAUGCCAUAGCCAUCUCAACCAUACAGUAAAUCUCAUUUAACUGAUUGAGAGCCAUGGAAUUGCACAUGAACAAACAACAGUGAUCACUAGGACAGCAGGAAACUGAUAGAAGCCCUGCGGGUUUGUUAGUGAGCCAUUUUAGCAAGACGUAAACCUUGUGUCUUGUUUACAGUACUACUGACCAACAGAUAGUGUUAAAGCGGAAGAAAAUUUGCCUUUUUGCCAAAGCAAAGCAGGAGGCAAUGGAAGGCACAAAAAUAAAAGGAUUAAGAAGUCACCUGAAAUCUGCUCAGAAGGAAAGCCUGGUGAGAUGUAUUGAUAGUGACAUGAAGCGUUCAGUAUUCCAGUCCCCUACGGUGUAAGAGUGUUGUUAAUGUGUUACCUCACACAAAAAAGGUUUUUUUCUUUUAAUUUUUACAUCUUGUUUCCAACUAGAACCUCUCACAGGCCAUUUAGAGAAAGAUGAAACUUUGUUUAUAAUGGUUGUAUAACCUUAUUUGAUUUAUGUCAAAUCAGUGUUUAGUGACAAUAAAUAAGGUUUAUUUUUGUGAGAGUAAAUAUUACUUUCGUGUGAACAAUGUUUGAAAAGUUCAGCUACUGUGAACCCUCAUGUUAGCAAUUUGCCAAACAUUACAAAGAGUACAACAAAUGGGUGUAAUGUGUGGAACACCUGGAAAACAAACAAACAAAAGAAAUUGAGAAUAGAUGAAGGAGAAAUUAUCAGGUACACCCUCAGGACAUCCAUGAAUUUGCACAGCAGCUGUUACCUCAGAUCUUAAGGACGGAAUUGUACAAACCAUUAAUGCAAAAUUAUUGACACAGCUCUUAGAAUACAUAUUUUUCCAUUAAAUUCCCUCCCCAGCUGUAA
This is a messenger RNA of Electrophorus electricus (electric eel), 2957 nucleotides long. It is a transcript of the gene kctd12b, whose product is annotated as potassium channel tetramerisation domain containing 12b. Gene Ontology annotation, cellular component: signaling receptor complex. Gene Ontology annotation, biological process: regulation of G protein-coupled receptor signaling pathway; protein homooligomerization. Gene Ontology annotation, molecular function: protein binding. Lineage: Eukaryota; Metazoa; Chordata; Actinopteri; Gymnotiformes; Gymnotidae. The record is from RefSeq and is a predicted model, not a curated record.